Messenger RNA from Vespa crabro (European hornet), 5644 nucleotides. RefSeq lists its product as uncharacterized. The transcript has 8 exons. The coding region runs from base 2716 to 4557 and encodes 613 amino acids. NCBI's taxonomy places the organism in Eukaryota, Metazoa, Arthropoda, Insecta, Hymenoptera, Vespidae. The record is from RefSeq and is a predicted model, not a curated record. Gene Ontology annotation, molecular function: DNA-binding transcription factor activity, RNA polymerase II-specific; RNA polymerase II cis-regulatory region sequence-specific DNA binding; ATP binding. Gene Ontology annotation, cellular component: nucleus. Gene Ontology annotation, biological process: regulation of DNA-templated transcription.
AAACUCACCCUAAGAAGCCUUUAAGAACACCAAGGCGGUGGUACCGCUGGUGGGGUAUAAAAGUAGCCGCAUGCGCGUUUCCGUGAAAAAGUGCGGCCCGCCUCCAGUACCGCCUCCACCGCCUCCACCGUCUACGACGACCCUCCACCCCCUUUUCGCGAGAAUCUCGAGACCCCCAGGACCCCCCAAGACGUCUCGGCUGGCCCGAGCUGUGGCCUUUUUCGAGAAUUACCUACGGCCAACGUGUCCUAACUCUCUGCGAUUAGCCUCUCCUCUUUUAACGUUGCCAUCAACCACUUUUAGGAAGUGUCGAGGAGCAAAAUAUUCGUGCUGUCGUCAGAGUUACAGUGUCUACUUAAAGAAAGAGAGUGGGAGAGAGAGAGAGAGAGAGAGAGAGAGAGAGAGAGAGAGAGAGAAAUAGAAAGAGAGAUAGAGAGAGAGAAAGAGAAAGAGAGAAGGAGAGAGAGAUCGUUUUCUUAAGGAAAACAUGAUAUUUCAUGUAUGAAAUCGUGAAUUAGAAACAAGUGAUAUCUAAACGGUGUUAGUGUCUUUAUUUAAGUAUAGUUUAAUAUGUGAGAUAUAUUAAUAAAAUCAUUUCUACGGACAGUGACGUGAGUGUCGAUCAGUGUUGAUCCAGGAUCAGAUCUUGUUACGAAGUUAGAACGGAAUGAGAAGAAUCUUCAUGGAGAUCAUCGAGGAAGACAUUCGAGGUUAUCCGAGACAUCGGGAACUUUGGAGUAACGAAGAUGAAUCGUAAUAAAAGUUCGAAGAGUCGAAAGAAAAGAAUAAGAAUCAAGGUACCAUCACACGGUGAUCAGAGUAAAGAGUAAAGAGGACGUUUGGCGUCAUCCGGUGAGGCGUCAUCGCUGGCAUCAGUAGAGAGAGGAAGAGAGAGAGAGAGAGAGAGAGAGAGAUAUAUAAAAGAGAGGGAAAGAGAUAAAACGAGAGAGAAAGAGAGAAAGAGGGAGAGAGAAAUAGUAGAAGAGAAGGAGAAAAGCGAAGAGGAGGAAAGAGAGAGAGAUAGAUAAAGAGAGAAGAGUGCUAGAUAGAGAGAGAAAGAGAGAUUUUUCCCCACCGCUUGGAAAAAGCAUCCCCCACCAGAGCGAGUUUUAGGGGUGCGAGAGGGUUGGCGGGGGUGGUGGCGGCGCGGAGGAAGAGGAAGAGGAGGAGGAAGAGGUGGAGGGACGGGCUGCGGAGGAAGGGGGUUUACCCGGGGUGGUCUCGGUGGUGGCUGGGGGCGGCAGCCUCAAAAAUACACCGCAACCACACCGCGCGGCUCCACCGCAGAAGCCGCCAUCUUCCACCGCCGAACCGAAACGAGACCGCGCGAGUUAAACACCCUAUCCUACCCCGUACAAGUUGCCGCUGCCACCCGCCGAGGUAUCGCCAGGUGAACGACUACCUUCGUCAUCCUUGCCAGCAGUUCGAGAAACGUUAUCAAGACGACCUACGAAGAUCUCACUUCGUCUCUGAUUUCUCUGCUGGAUCACACAACUGAGUUACAACAUUACCGUUUGGAUCGGAGGAUCUUGAUAAUCGUUAUGAAGAAAUCUUUUAGAUCGCACAAUUGAACGAAUCAAAUGACAAUUCAUUAUUCAAGGAAAAAAGUGAUUUCGUUUGUAGUGUCGUGUUCGGGAAACGUUUUUAACAAGUGUAUAAAACAAUUAUACUGCUCUCAAGUUAAAAGAUCUUUUUUUCUUUUUCUAAAAGAACCCAUUUAUUAGCUAGUUUUCAUUUGCUUGUUUUUUUUUUCUUUUUUCUUUUUCUUCACUUUUUCGUAUUCAACGAAUAUUAUCGUUCUCAAUUGGUGAAAGGGAAGGGUAAACUCGACGGACUUAUUCACAAUUCGAUACACGUGACAACUGUAUGUUUCGUUGGAACUCAUGAACGCGGGCGAAUUUAAGUGUAGAGAACUUCCAUGCCUCGGGAUAUUCUCGAUCCUUGAGAUAAUUUCGAAGUGUACGAUUUAACGACGGGAAGGAAGUUAAAAGUAAUAACGGACCGUCUCUCUAGUGCGUUCUCUAUCGCGAAGAAAGGAAGACGGUAGUAUUGUAUAUCGUUCGACGGGGAUAAAGACGAGAGGAGAGAAAAAAAGGAGGAAGUUUGAGGAAGAAGAAAAAGAAGAAAAAGAAGAAGAAGAAGAAGAAGUAAUAGUAACAGUAGUAGAAGAAAGAAAGAAAAAAAAAAGAAAAAAAGGAAAGAGAGAGAGGGUAGUACUUCCUGUCGAUUCCAAUAAAACGAAUUUUCUCCGCGACUUGGCAAUCGAGACAGGAGGAAGAAUUUGCAAACGGAUGCUCCUCUCCCAAAGCGAGAUAAUGAAAUAAGGAUCAAAGGAUCCUUGGGGUUCGUAGGCCAAGUAAGAGCAACCGAGCAGCAUUCUGUAUGGCAUUCGUUUCCGAAGCCAACAAAUCUGUUUCCUUCGAGAGAAGCUAUCAUUCUUAAUGCGUUCUUCCUGAUCUACAAGGGUUAUCAGUUCGAUCGAAAGUAUCAAACGCGUGCUUUCUCUUUUUCUCUCAUUUUCUCUCUCUCUCUCUCUCUCUCUCUCUCUUUCACUUUCUCUUAGUCUCUCUUCUUCUCGUUUUAUUCCUCGAUCCUAAAUAUCGAUAAGAGAGAUCCUAAAUUUGAUCGAUUGUAUUCACCAAGUGAUCACUAGUUAAAAAAAAAGAAAGUAUCUUUGCUUAUACGAAGUAAGAAAAAACUGAUGAUCCUGCUCUCAUGACGAAUCCUUCGCGAGAUGUUGUCCGUCCCGAAGAUCGGCCUCCUGGCCUAGAUUAUCCCGAUCCUAGAUCGGUUCGUGGUGAUCAUCAAGGACAUCAAGCGAUUCCAGGGAAUCAAAUCGGUGGAGCGAGAAUACGUAGGACUAGGGCCUCUUCCUCGAGGAGAAGAAUGCACCUAGCUAACGACGUGCCUCCUCAAGGUUCUACAAGCGGUAAUCAUCAUUCUGAUUAUGCACUCACUGCUGAUCUACUCGCUGAAAGGACGCUGGAUGGUUUGCUUGCUGAACAUCCUGGAGAACUUGUGCGAACAGGUUGUCCGCACGUGGUAUGCACAGUUCUACCGUCGCAUUGGAGAUCAAACAAGACUCUUCCGGUAGCUUUCAAAGUAGUGGCACUUGGUGAGGUCGGUGACGGCACCUUGGUCACCGUACGGGCGGGCAACGACGAAAACUGUUGCGCAGAGUUACGGAAUUCCACCGCACUGAUGAAGAAUCAAGUUGCUAAAUUCAACGAUCUUAGAUUCGUCGGUAGAAGUGGCAGAGGGAAGAGCUUUACCCUAACCAUCAUGUUGCAAACAACGCCACCUCAGGUAGCCACCUUAUCGAAAGCGAUCAAGGUCACCGUGGAUGGUCCCAGAGAACCAAGGUCUAAGACAAGGCAUCAAGCUUUUCAUCCAUUUCACUUCGGACCUCGACCGUUCCCAUUCGGACACCCACAGGAUCCAUUGGGAUUCAAGCUGUCCGGCUUACAACAUAUAAAUCUGGAACAAGGGGCAAGCCAAGGAUGGGGUGGAUUACCUAGAGGAUCUUUACCACCGCAUUGUCUUCCGCCACCACCUGGUCAUCACGCGCACGCACAUCCACCGCCGGCCGGUGGCUCGGCCUUCAACCCCUUUCAUCACGCUAUCGAACAGAGGUCUCCCAGACUGCCUGGUUCCAACACCGAUUCGACGAGGAACGAUUUGGGUCCUAUCAGUGUCUCAGUGAGAGAAGUACCACCGACAACUUCACCGGGAAAUCCUGGACCAGGAUUAUUAACAACAGCUACCGUAGCUGCACCGACACCACCGGCCGAAUCGGUUACCACUACGACCCCAAGUCCCUCGGGACAUCACCCGCAUUUCCAAGGUCUUCAUCUAUUAGGAGCAACCGGAUCGAUCUUUGGAUCGAUAUUCGCUCCACUAUUACCUCAAUCCUCAUGGCUUUACAACCCGCUUUAUCACACACAACAGUACAUUCUGGAACCUGAAUGGCACGCGCUAGCUCUCAGAAUGGCUCAACAACGAUUACAGAGACCAGAUCAAGCUAGACUCGAAGAACUUCGAAAGUUACGAGGUACAAGUGACAGUCCCGAAGGUAGCUCGAAAGAAGACAGAAAAACAGAUCAAGAGGAUCCAGAUCCUUUGAACAGAUCAGGGAUGGAUAGUCCUGAUGGAAGUAUAGAGGUUGAUGAUAGGAACGAUCAAGAUCGAAAGAGAGAUCGGAUUAGCGAGGAAUCGUUUCUUGAACAAGACUCGCCAAGAGUUUCACCGAGCAGAAGUGAUUUAGAGGAUACAACUUCGAGAGAUGCAAAUUCUCGGGACGUACCGAUUCUUCUUCGACCUAGUAUAGAAAAUUUCAAUGAUCUUGAAAUUCAGAAUGAUCACGAGGUAUCUAUUGGUAAUGAUUAUACCGUGAAAAUUCGUUUGGAAGGUACCGUCGAUCUCAGUACGAAGAAGGGCCAGGACAAAGAGAACGUAGGUCAGGAUUUGACCAUCAGAAAGAAGGAUGAUAAUAUCGAGCCAAUCAGACCGCGAAGGGAGCGAAGUCCCAAACCAAGACACGUCUGGAGACCUUAUUAAAAGGGUUGACCAAACGUGCACUAUCGAUAAGUUUAAGACGUUUAAUAUGAUUGGAAUCGUGGAAGGAAGAGAUUCCGAUCGUUAGAGAUAAAACGAGUGAUUUCGUUACUACUGCGAUAUUAACGAUCCCAGAAAUAAUGUUAUCGUUAUCGUCGAUCGAAUACGAUGUGACCAUCGUUUUUAAAAUCUAUUAAGUAUGAGGCGACUUUCAAGUAUUUUAAAUAUUAAUAUAAGUUAAAUGUAAAUAAUACCAACCUAUCUCUUCUGCGAUCGAGAAUCAACAAUCAAAAGAAAUUUAGAAAAUACUUUAAGACUUUAUCGUGGAGAUCACUUCGAUGACUCGAGGACUAACCAGGGUUUUAUGUUCGUAAUAGCAUGUAAAUAUAUGUAACGUCCAAUCAUCAUUAUCGAUAUAGAUUAGAUUUUCGAUUAACAUUCAUUAAGUCUCAUUCUAUCUCGUUGUUCUAAUUACGAUCGAUCGUUCUUGCUGGACAAUUUCGAAUCGCAAUAAUUUUAUUGUAUUUAAUAAUCAACAUACACGCGAGAGGAUUACUUUUAAACGAUAUUUGUCCUGUUCGAAACGAUUAUCCAUUAUUUUACAUUGCGCACGCUCGAAUCAUUAUCACUAGGCUAGACUCUGAAUUAAUUAGAAAGAUUGACGAAUUUGAUUUUAUUCGAUAUGGGCGAUGUUAUCGCGAAUGUUCGUGUCGUUGUAAAUAUUAAAUAUUCACUUUAAAGAAAAACAAAAAAAGAAAGAAAAGAAAAAAAGAAAAAAAAAGAAAAGAAAAAGAAGAAAAAAAAAACGUGGGUAAAAAGCCAAAAAAGAAAAGAAAAUCUCAACAAUGAAUAAGAAACUGUAUCACUCGUAUUUCACAGAGUCAAAAUUCCCUUAUUUUUACGGGAUAAUCUCUAUCGAUGUGUUGAAACGAUAAACGAAAGCGAAGAAGUAGACCGAUUACUAUAGUCAUAACGCGUGUCAGUCACGAAUUGUCUUUACAUCGACAUACGCGUGACAUCGGCCCGAAAAUGAAGAGAAACAAUUCACUGUUUAUCUACGUCAUCAAAUAAAGUAAUAUCAUCCGUUCCA